Molecule: messenger RNA, 2328 nt
Organism: Nilaparvata lugens (brown planthopper)
Lineage: Eukaryota; Metazoa; Arthropoda; Insecta; Hemiptera; Delphacidae
Exons: 3
Coding region: 1230-1658 (142 amino acids)
Source: RefSeq, a predicted model, not a curated record
GUUCUCGGAAUCUUGAAUCUUGACGGUGUUGUGCUGUGAAACGUCGGUCACUCGAUGCGGUCCUGUGUAAAGAUGGAAGAAUUUUUUAGUUAACUUGCCUAGGGCAUCUGAAGAUUUAUGUGCUUUUACCAGUACUUCAUCUCCGACUUCAUAUUUGAAUUUCUUUGUAGCCUUGUCAUGGUAUUUUUUCCUUUGUUUUGCGGAUUUGUCUAACCUAUUGCGAACCAGUUGGUAUAAGUUUGGGUUAGGUUUAUCCGGAUUUGGAAACUUGAUUAGGCUCUGAAUAAAUGAUUCGUUUCUUGUGCCAAAUAUAAUUUCGUGGGGAGUGUACCCGGUACUAUCACUCACACAGUUAUUAAUGCAGUGUUCUAGGAACGGUACAUAUUUGACCCAUUGUUGAUGACGGUGACUGCUAUAUGCCCUCAUAAAUCUUGAAAUUUCUUUCAUUUUUCUUUCCACUGGGUUUGCACUGGGAGUGUACGCCGAGACUCUUGACGUUUUAAUGCCGGCUUGUUCUAAAAUUUGUUUCCACUUGGCACUGCAAAAAUAGGUUGCGUUGUCUGACAAUAUGCGCUGUGGUUUACCAACUUCAUUGGUCCAUCUUUCGGUGAUGCAUUUGGCUAAUUUUUCACCAGUGAUUUUACCAAUAGGGAAGAACAUUGUAUAUUUUGAGAACAAGCAGGUUAAGACAAAAAUAAAGCGUUUUUGGUGUAUAGACUGAGGUAGUGGCCCAUAGAUGUCAGCUGAUAUUAAUUCAAGUGGUUGUGAGGGUAAGAUAGGUAUCAUUUCUCCUGCUAUAUGAAAACGGUUAUGCUUUGUUUUUUGACAGAUGUCGCAGGCUCUUAUUAACUGUGUAACCUUUUUGUUCAAUCCUUUGAAGUAACAACACGUUUUCAGGGCAUGUAUUGUUUUUCUUAUGCCAAAGUGACCAAUUCGUUCAUGUGCUUCCAAAAUUACGUCCUUUUCUAGGGUGUGUGGUAUGACUAGAUGCCAAAAAUCGGAGUUUUUAUUAGCCUUAUAAAACAAAUGGUCGUUGAAAACAGUGUAGCGUUGUAGAUACUGGUGCUCUUCUACUGGAGGGUUGGAUAACUUGCGAAUGAGAUCUGUGAUUUUAUUGUCCAUUGAUUGUGCGUUUUUAAAUUUUUCAGAUGUAAGGAGUUCGGUGUGCAGGAGCGGCGAUAUAUUGAAGGGUAACGGCACUGGUUGAUCUUCGGCUACAUAGCAUUGGAAUGUCGUUUCAUUUGCAUAGGUGUCACUUCCUUCUCUGGACAAGAAAUCAGCAGUUUGAUUUCGUUUACCUGGCAGGCAAGUCGGGUGAACCUGAGAUUUCGGCCGUUGAAGAGGAAGGACAGGUAAUCUCGAGAUUCUUCGGCCACUUGUACCUGCCAAUAUCCGGCGCUGAGGUCGACGGUGGAGUAUAUGGUCUUGCCAUGGAACGUCUGCAACACCUGAUCGAUCUGGGCGGGAGCUUCACGGUCGUCGUCGAGAAUCAUGUUCAGCUGGCGGGCGUCGAGACAGAGUCGGGUGGAGCCGUCCUUCUUCGAAACGCAGGUAAUACCAGGAAGGAGUAUGGGAAGCACUUUCCUUCGACUUGGAUCUCCAGGAGGCAUUGUUUAGAUAUUCGGAGACGACGUCCUGGUGUGACACCUGAUAGGUAGGUUGAGGUUAACGGUAAUGUGGCUAUUUCUGUUAUGUUUUUCAGGCGGGAAUAAGAAUCAUUCUGGAUUAAGCUAACUUGUGAUCCAGUAUCUAUGAGAGCUUUGAAUUGUAGGCUGGCUAUUUGUAUGGUUAUAUAGGUUUGAAAAUGUUCAUGUAUUUCUUGGAUGCUGGAGUUUUCUUCUUCUAGUAAGGUUUCUCUGAUGUUAUUAUAUAGCGUGGUAAGGCAUGUAGGUUCUUUUCCUGUAUCUGGAGCAGUGGGGUUGUCUAGAUUUUCCAUUCCAUUCAUUUUUGCAGGUUGGGUGGGCUUAAACCGUAUAGAGCGGCAACGACGGUAGAUUCCUCUGAGUUUCGGUUGUUUACCUUGGAUUAUUUCGACUGGCGGGGUUGACGGAUCAGUAUUUUUACUUGGCGGUUGUUCUUCUGCUAAUUGAUUAUCAUUUCUCUCCGUGUGUAGACAGGUGAUGGACGACUGUGGCGGGUGAUUUCCAUAUAGUCAGAUUUUCUGCGGCGUUGAUGACCCUUGUGUUUUCUCAGCCAUAUCCGAUUUUCUUCCCUGAUUUUCGUUGGGCGUCGUUUGAUGCUGAUUUGCGCUCGCAUUUCCCAUCCGGUUGUAGUUGUUGUUCCGGCUAUGCGCGGCGUUGUUGGAGUAUUGGUUACGGUGUUGGUUUA